Molecule: messenger RNA, 568 nt
Organism: Parasteatoda tepidariorum (common house spider)
Lineage: Eukaryota; Metazoa; Arthropoda; Arachnida; Araneae; Theridiidae
Gene: Lamtor4
Product: Late endosomal/lysosomal adaptor, MAPK and MTOR activator 4
Biological process (GO): cellular response to amino acid stimulus; positive regulation of TOR signaling
Cellular component (GO): Ragulator complex; lysosome
Molecular function (GO): guanyl-nucleotide exchange factor activity
Source: RefSeq, a predicted model, not a curated record
UUUUACCGUAACUUCUGGCAAAUAGUUUUUGUGUCAUGCAUUCAUGAGCUGUUUUCGUUUUGUGUUCACAAAAUCUUUUCAUUGCCUUGUAUCCUCUAAUUAAUGAGAGAGAUAAAAUUUCUUUUGUUAAAUUAACAGCGAAUAUCCAUAUUAAUAUGGCAUCUGCAACAGAUAAAAUGCAUCAAAGAGUUGGAUCCAUAGUAAUGAAUGAAGAAGGAGGUAUUAUUUCAUCAUCUGGAGAUUUAGAAAACAAUGAAAAUGUUGCAAGCAUUUUCCACCAGAUGGUUAAAGGAGCUGAUAAAACAGUUCUUUCCUUAUCUGAUAAAGCAGAUGGUUUCAAGAAAUUAUCAGUAAAUUAUGAGGACUUCUCUUAUGUUGUGGCUGUUUCCAACAAAAAGAUACAUGUGUCCAAGAUAAUUGGAACUGAUUCCAAUUAGUGUGAGCGAGUUACGUUCCAAUUGGUUUCUUAUUGAAUUGUACAAUUGACUGCAUAAUCUUUCUUUUUGUAAACAUUGUUUGGUAAAUAUUAUAAAUGUAUAUAUCAUAAAUAAAUAUAAUAAAAUGUUAA